AUUUUACGGUUAGGGUCAGAGGUCACUUCUUAAGUCCCGCGUGAGAAACCAAAAACGUGCAACAUGUUUACGUUGGUGGAAAUGACAGAUACUGUCAGAAUACCGCCUCAUAUCUUCCACAUCAAACUUAACGACGCCGUUAUUGAGGAACUGAACAACAAGUUUGCAAACAAGGUUGUAUACAAUGUGGGGUUGUGUAUAGCCCUGUUUGACAUCACAAAGCUGGAAGAUUCCUUCAUUUUCCCUGGAGAUGGGGCAUCUCAUACAAGAGUUCAUUUCAGAUACGUGGUGUUCCGACCGUUCAUGGAUGAGAUUCUACAGGGAAGAAUACGCAGCUGUAGUAGGGAAGGUGUGCACGUGUCUCUUGGUUUCUUUGAUGACAUCUUGAUCCCACCUGAUGCUCUCCAGCAACCAUCCAAGUUCGAUGAAAGCGAACAGGUGUGGGUGUGGGAGUACGAGACAGAAGAGGGGACACACGACUUGUUCAUGGACAUCAACGAGGAGAUUCGCUUCCGGGUGGUGGACGAAGUAUUCGUGGAUACCACACCCACAGGGCCAAAGGUCAGCGAGGCUGCGGAAUCCGACAAAGAGGCCAAGAAGUCGCCAUAUGCACUUGUGGGAACCAUCAGUGAACCUGGCCUGGGACUACUGAGCUGGUGGAGCAGUGUCGGAUGAACGCCAUUGUUUGUUUAUGUUUGUUUGUUUGUUUACUAAAAAGACAAUACAUUGUAUAUAUACAAAAUUGAAAAGUUUUGUUGCUUUGUUCCUCUGUGAAGAUUCUGAAUACAAUUUAUUUAUAUUUAGAGUUACCAAGAUGGAAAAGAAAUACUGGUCAGUUAGUUUUCUGGUUGAAUUUAAUUACAGAUUGUUUAGUUCUUGUGUGCUUGGAUCAGUCUAAUGUAGCUUUCAUAUUUUGUUCAGAAGUUUGAUGCUUUGUUGUGAUAUUUUUAUGUCAUUUAUCAGUGACAUACUAUUGUGUUGUAACAUAUUGUUGUAGAAGCAAUGGUGAAUACAGCUGAUGUUUUCCCACAAAAAGAGCUGUUGUACCAUUGUCCUGGUGCUCGUAUGACAGACAUUGUGCCAUAAGUGGAUGUGCUAGAUCUUAGAUUCUUUUUUAUGCCUUUAAGUUUUACCCACACUACAGUGCUUGAAAAAUAUAAAGAAUGUUAAUUGUGAAAUGAAAGUUUGGUAAAGUGUACAAUGU
This is a messenger RNA of Branchiostoma floridae (Florida lancelet), 1204 nucleotides long. RefSeq names its product DNA-directed RNA polymerase III subunit RPC8-like. Lineage: Eukaryota; Metazoa; Chordata; Leptocardii; Amphioxiformes; Branchiostomatidae. Gene Ontology annotation, biological process: transcription initiation at RNA polymerase III promoter; DNA-templated transcription. Gene Ontology annotation, cellular component: RNA polymerase III complex. Gene Ontology annotation, molecular function: DNA-directed RNA polymerase activity; DNA binding. The transcript is spliced from 6 exons. The coding region runs from base 64 to 675 and encodes 203 amino acids. The record is from RefSeq and is a predicted model, not a curated record.